Messenger RNA from Sorex fumeus (smoky shrew), 1269 nucleotides. RefSeq names its product family with sequence similarity 185 member A (gene FAM185A). The record is from RefSeq and is a predicted model, not a curated record. Lineage: Eukaryota; Metazoa; Chordata; Mammalia; Eulipotyphla; Soricidae. The transcript is spliced from 8 exons. Bases 60 to 1172 code for a protein of 370 amino acids.
CUCGGUGUGAGACUGUCGGGUGUCUGAGCGUCUCCGAGGAGGGCGCGAGAGGACUGGCCAUGUUGGCCCCCCUUUCUGGCUGCCGCGGGCUGGGUCCGCUCCGAGUCUGGGCGCUCGAGGCGGUCAGGCGCUGGCCGCGUCAGGCUGGCCGGUGCCGGCUGUCUGGCUCCGCACGCCGGACCCUGCGGGAGUGGACCGUGCCGGUGAGCCCCUUUGGGCAGCUGCGGGCGCGACUGCCGUGCCACCUGGCGCUCCGACCGCUGGACCCACUGGCCUGCCCCGACGGGGCGCGCGUGCUGGUGGCCGUGACCGGCGCGGAGGGCGCGCCCGGGGGCGCGGGCAGCCUGCAAGUGACGUACGACGAGGCGCGGAAGGAGGUGAGCAUCGUGUCGGACACCAUCCACCCGCAGGCCUCCGUGGAGGUGAACGUGCCUGUCAAGUUCGAUUUGAAUAUCAAGUCAUCAGGAUCUGGCUCUGUAAAAGUCAAUAAUGUUGAGUGUGAUAAUUGCAAAAUUGAAACUGAGCAGGGAACCAGCAUCUUACAGUCGGUUAAGAGUCAAAAAUUGCAUGUUCAGUCAAAGGGUGGUGAAGUGAUCUGCCUUGGAACAGUUUAUGGAAAUAUAGAUAUACAUGCUUCAGAUAAAAGUACUGUGACUGUAGAUAAACUGCAGGGAAGUUCUGUUAAUAUAUCUACUGAAGAUGGUUUGCUGAAAGCCAAGUAUCUUUAUACAGAAUCAUCAUUUCUAUCUUCUGCCACUGGGGAUAUUUCACUAGGAAGUGUUCAUGGUGAUAUAACAUUAAAAAGCAUCCUGGGUAACAUCACAGUAGAUUCCUCCUCUGGAUGUCUAAAUGCCUUAACUGAUCAGGGUGCCAUAGAUGUCUAUAUCAGCCAACUGGGGAAAGUAGACUUGAAAUCUCAUCAAGGCUCUGUUCUUGUCAAGGUCACACCUUCUCUUCAAGCUCAUGUACGGUUAUCAGGGAAAGAGAUUGAUGUGAACUCUGAAGUCCCUAUUCAAGAAAUGAAUGAAGCUCAUCAAGAUGAUAUUGUAACAAUUACUGGGCUAAUAAAUCAAGCAAGUACACCUGAAAAAUGGAUUAAGGCUGAUGCCCCAAAAGGCCAUGUAAGAGUCACAAGUCAAAACUGGUUUCAAUCCAUGAAACUGCGGGACUAAGAAUGGUUUGAAUUGUACUUACAAUUUUAAACAAUAAUUAGCAGAUCUGUAGUAGAGAAAACAUUCAAAUUUUAUAUAAAUCCUGAAAAAAAUACUG